Molecule: messenger RNA, 3317 nt
Organism: Brassica rapa (field mustard)
Lineage: Eukaryota; Viridiplantae; Streptophyta; Magnoliopsida; Brassicales; Brassicaceae
Product: probable LRR receptor-like serine/threonine-protein kinase At1g12460
Biological process (GO): protein phosphorylation
Molecular function (GO): protein binding; ATP binding; protein kinase activity
Source: RefSeq, a predicted model, not a curated record
AAGCCAAGCACGUGCUUCCUCUUCAUUUGGUGGAAGCCAGAACUCACAAACUUACUUUCCAGCCAAGCCACAAGUCACACACUCGCUUCUCUGGGCAUAGUUCUCUUCUCUUGUAUUCGCAAAACUUGCAGAACCCCAAAAUCUCAUUUUGUGCUCUGACUCUGUGAUUCCUUUUCUUUUGUCGUUUCUUUCACGAAAGUCUUGACCUUUGGUCGGUAAAUUUUUUUUUUGUAGCCGUUAAGGAUGAGGACCAAACAUAAAUGCCAAAGCAGUUGAAAAGUUCUUAGCUUUGAGCUCUCAAUCCCAAUAAAAAUCAACCGUUUCGUUUCAUUGGGUUAGUAAAUGCAGCUACUUCGUUCUUGAUUCUGGAAGAAAAGAUUGUAGAUUGACGAACCGGGUUCGGUUUCGGAUCCUGAACCGGAAAUGUCAACUGGGUAGAUCCGUUUAAUCAGCCUGAGUUCAACUAUGAAAAGGUUUUACCUUUUUCUUGUUUUGGUAUACAUUUCAACUUCUCCGUGUUACUCUCUUGUUACAAUCGAAGAAGAACGAGACAUUCUGCUUCAAUUCAAAGACAGUAUCACUGACGAUCCUUACAACAGCUUAGCCUCUUGGACCCUCGACGGAGACAUCUGCAAUAGCUUCAACGGAGUCACUUGUAACCCUGAAGGAUUCGUUGACAAGAUCGUUCUCUGGAACACAAGUCUCGCCGGAAGACUAUCUCCGAGAUUGUCCGGUUUAAACUCUAUUCGAGUUCUGACCUUGUUUGGCAACAGGUUUACAGGUAACCUACCGCUGGAUUACUCAAAGUUACAGACUUUGUGGACCAUUAACGUUAGCUCCAACGCGUUGUCCGGUUCGAUCCCUGAGUUCAUCGGUGGGUUAACUAGCUUAAGGUUUCUCGACUUGUCUAGAAACGGUUUCUCCGGUGAGAUUCCUACUUCUCUGUUUAGGUUCUGCGACAAGACCAAGUUCGUUUCUUUGUCUCGUAACAACCUCUCCGGACCAAUCCCUGGUUCAGUAGCGAACUGUAACAACCUCGUAGGGUUUGACUUCUCUUACAACAGUCUUAACGGAGUGCUACCGCCUGGGGUCUGUGAUAUUCCUGUGCUUGAGUAUAUCUCAGUGAGGAACAAUUUGCUCUCUGGUGAUGUCUCUGAGGAGGUGGUGAAGUGUCAGAGGCUGAGCCAUGUUGAUCUAGGGAGCAAUAUGUUCCAAGGGUCGGGGCCUUUUGAGGUUCUUGGGUUCGUGAACAUAACUUAUGUUAACGUCUCUUGGAACCGGUUCGGUGGGGAGAUUGGAGAGGUGGUUGGUUGUGGUCAGAGAUUGGAGUUUUUGGAUGCUUCUUAUAAUGAGUUAACCGGUGGGAUCUCUAGAGGUGUGACUGGUUGCAAAAGUCUCAAGCUUUUGGACUUGGAGUCUAAUAAGAUCAACGGGAGUAUCCCUGGAGGUAUUGGGAAGAUGGAGAAGCUCUCGGUUGUUAGAUUAGGUGGUAACUCUAUAGAUGGGGAGAUACCAAAGGAGAUUGGAAGCUUGGAGUAUCUACAGGUUUUGAAUCUGCAUGAUCUCAACUUAGUUGGUGAGGUUCCAGAGGAUGUCUCCAACUGCAGAUUACUUCUUGAACUAGAUGUUUCAGGGAAUGGUUUAGAAGGAGAGAUCCCUAAGAAGCUACUAAACUUAACAAACCUGGAGAUUCUUGACCUGCAUGGUAACCGCAUCAACGGAAGCAUUCCAUCUGAGCUUGGAAGCCUCUCCAGGAUCCAGUUUCUUGAUCUUUCGCUGAACUCUCUUUCAGGGUCAAUCCCUUCUUCCCUCGGUAGCUUGAAUAAGCUAACUCAUUUCAACGUCUCCCACAACAAUCUCUCCGGUGUUAUCCCUCCUGCUCCUGUAUUACAAGCUUUUGGAGCUUCUGCAUUUGAAAACAACCCUCUCCUUUGCGGUGAUCCUCUUGUAACCACUCCCUGCAACUCACGUGGAGCCACAGCAAAGGGCAGAAACUCUGAAGCUCUAAGCGUUUCGGUUAUCAUUGUCAUAGUUGCUGCAGCUGUGAUCCUCUUUGGCGUCUGUCUAGUCCUUGGUUUGAACCUCAGAGCUCGUAAAAGAAGAAAAGACGAAGAAGAAGAAGAAGUAGUCACACUCGAAACCACUCCUCUAGCCUCUUCAAUAGACUCAAGCGGCGGUGGUGUGAUAAUAGGCAAACUCGUUCUCUUCAGCAAGAACUUGCCUUCAAAGUACGAAGACUGGGAAGCUGGCACAAAAGCUCUCCUCGACAAGGACAAUAUAAUCGGUAUGGGAUCCAUUGGCUCAGUCUACAGAGCAUCAUUCGAAGGUGGAGUCUCCAUCGCAGUGAAGAAGCUUGACACGUUAGGAAGAAUCAGAAACCAAGAAGAGUUUGAGCAAGAGCUCGGACGCCUCGGAGGUUUGCAGCAUCAGAACCUCUCUUCUUACCAAGGCUACUACUUCUCCUCAACAAUGCAGCUGAUUCUCUCCGACUUCGUCCCCAACGGUAGCCUCUACGAUAAUCUCCACUCAAGAAUCUACCCUGGAGCUAGCACUAGCCACGGCAAUACUGACUUGAACUGGCACAUGAGGUUUGGGAUUGCGUUAGGAACCGCGAAAGCGCUUUCUUUCCUUCAUGAUGAUUGUAAACCAGCGGUUCUUCAUCUCAAUGUGAAGUCCACCAACAUUCUUCUAGAUGAAAAGUACGAAGCAAAGCUAUCAGAUUAUGGUUUAGAGAAGUUUCUCCCGGUUCUUGAUAGUUUCGGUAGUAGGACCAAGAAGUUUCAUAACGCGGUUGGGUACAUUGCUCCGGAGCUGGCUCAGCAGAGUUUGAAAGCGAGUGAGAAAUGCGAUGUGUAUAGCUACGGUGUGGUGCUUCUUGAGCUGGUUACAGGUAGAAAACCGGUUGAGUCUCCAUCAAGGAACCAAGUCUUGAUAUUGAGAGAUUACGUGAGGGAUAUGUUGGAGACCGGUUCGGCUUCUGAUUGUUUUGACAGGAGGUUGAGGGAGUUUGAAGAGAAUGAGCUGAUUCAGGUUAUGAAGUUAGGACUGCUUUGCACGUCGGAGAAUCCGUUGAAGAGACCGAGUAUGGCUGAGGUUGUGCAAGUUCUUGAAUCUAUCAGAAAUGGAUUUGGAUCAUGAUGAAAGCUUCUUUUAAAAAAAUUCUUUUGAGUAAAAAGAUUGCAUAGAAAAUGUGCAGGUUAGUGUUCAGAGAUUAGAAAAGGUUUAUUCUUUUGUUCACAAACUUUUUGAGAUUUUUUACAUGUUUCACAACCUUUUCUUGAUACGUUUAUAAAAACAAAGCACAGCACAAGUUACCG